CCGAAUCAUACUCGACCGAGGUCACACCACACAUCACUAACCAUCCGAGUAGAGUCUUCGUCACAAAGUUAUCAUAGUCCCUCGUUAUACUAUUUACCGUCGAUGUCAGAGAAGGAAUAGAGGCCUUUUAACGACCCCGAUUUUGUUAUCUCAUCUAGUGCCUUUGUGCGCUAUCUCGAUAUCCUCUUUACAUAAGGCUCGUCUUUGGCGAGCAUCCCCGAGCCGACAUCACCAACCGACAAGAUUCCUCCCACAACGAGGAAGCGGAAGGCUGCUGAGGCGAAGAUAGCUGCGGACACAGGCGAAAUACUUCCGAAUAAGAAGGUCAUCGCCUCAGCAGCUGAAGACAACGAAGCACCACCCACUCCAAUAACCGGUAUGGAUUCAGACGAGGAUUUCGUUUCCGUCUCUAGCGACGACGGGAUGCAGGAUGACAGCGAUGAUUUAUCCGGCGCUGAGGAUUUCGAUGUAUUCGAUGACGAGCCUGAUGAUGAACCCGGUAUCCCCUCACAAAAGUCGGACAAGAAGAAGGGGAUAUCAUACGACUUCAGCUAUAAAGUACACACACCACGGGAUUUGCACGGCCAACAAGAAGAAAUGAUUACUGAAGUGAACAUGAUCUUAGAAAUGAGAAAAGAGGAUGUUGCUAUUCUCCUACGUCAUUUCAGGUGGAAUAAGGAACGUUUGAUUGAAGAUUAUAUGGAUAACCCGACUAAAGUCCUGGAGGCGGCUGGUCUGGGUCCCAGCUCCAGUAGUCCCCCCAAACUAGAAGUCAAACCUGGUUUCGUCUGUGAUAUCUGUUGCGAGGAUGAGGAAGGGUUAAAGAGUUUCGCGAUGAAGUGCGGUCAUCGAUACUGUGUCGAUUGUUAUCGCCAAUACUUAACCCAGAAGAUUCGCGAAGAGGGCGAAGCUGCGCGCAUCCAAUGCCCCGCCGAAGGUUGUCACCGCAUCAUCGACGCCAAGUCACUCGAUUUGCUCGUAACGCCACAAUUAGCCGGUCGAUACCAAGAAUUACUCAACCGAACAUAUGUUGAGGAUAGAGAUGUCCUCAAAUGGUGCCCUGCUCCCGAUUGCGAAAAUGCUGUCGAGUGCGCUAUCAAGAGGAAGGAUCUAGACAAGGUUGUGCCAACGGUAGCUUGCGCAUGUGGUAAUAGGUUUUGCUUUGGUUGUGUCCACAGCGACCACCAACCGGCACCCUGCGAAUUGGUUAAGAGAUGGCUCAAGAAGUGCGCCGACGAUAGCGAAACAGCGAAUUGGAUCUCGGCCAACACAAAGGAAUGCCCCAAGUGUAACUCCACGAUCGAGAAGAAUGGAGGCUGCAACCACAUGACAUGCCGAAAAUGCAAGCACGAAUUCUGUUGGAUGUGUAUGGGCUUGUGGUCCGAGCACGGCACGAGUUGGUACAACUGCAAUAGGUUCGAGGAAAAGAGCGGGACAGAAGCACGAGACGCCCAAGCCAAGUCACGAGUAUCCCUGGAACGUUACCUACACUAUUACAACAGAUACGCCAACCACGAGCAGUCGGCACGUCUCGACAAAGACGUCUACAAUAAGACCGAGAAGAAGAUGGUACAAUUACAGACAGCAUCUGGCAUGUCCUGGAUUGAAGUACAAUAUCUAAACUCGGCGUCGCAGGCCUUACAAACUUGCCGACAGACGCUAAAAUGGACAUAUGCCUUUGCCUUCUACUUAGCCCGAAACAAUCUCACGGAGAUAUUUGAGGACAACCAGAAAGAUCUAGAGCUUGCCGUCGAGGCGUUAUCAGAGAUGUUCGAGAAGCCCAUCGCUGAAUUGUCCGACUCUAAGCUGAAGGUGGAUAUCAUGGACAAGACGGCGUACUGCAACCGAAGGCGAGUAAUUCUACUGGAAGACACUGCCAACAAUCUUGCGAAUGGUAAGUUCACUUUUUCGCAGCAACUUUCUAUAUGAACGCAUGAGAUAGCUAACCGGUUAUUUCUUUCUAGGACGCUGGACUUUUAACGUAGAUCUUAAGGGCGUCAUGCCUGGAGCUGGUGGAGUCGUAUCCCGUUCCUAAUGGAAUUGUAUUGUAAUGGCAUAGAUAGAACAGGGUGAUCAUGGUUGGCGUCUUCGGAAUCGGAAUGCGGGAUUCUUUGCGUUAACGUCCAAUUCGCCUCGCUUACUCUCAUACGCUUUUACUUAGUCUCGCUACCAUCACCGCUACAUCUCUUUUACAAUUAAAAUGAGCAAUAACUUCAGAGAGCGAUCCUAUUUAUAUAUCUAACGACUAGCGUAUGUACGCGUAUGGUAUUAAGUCAACAUGUUGGUGCUGCGUCAUUACUGUAAUGUUUCUUACGCAUUGACUCCUCAAGACAUGUUACCGUCUAAAAAUGAAUUGCCUUUCAACGCGGAGUGAAAUAAGUUAUUUGAGGUUUAUAUUAUCCUACUCUUACAUCUAGACCUUGGUUACCUAUUUAUAGUCGGUAUUUUGUUUCCAAAAAUGUAUUUUAGCAGUACGGCAAAAUAUUUCAGUACUUCACACC
This is a messenger RNA of Hypoxylon trugodes, 2501 nucleotides long. RefSeq lists its product as uncharacterized. The transcript is spliced from 2 exons. Lineage: Eukaryota; Fungi; Ascomycota; Sordariomycetes; Xylariales; Hypoxylaceae. Gene Ontology annotation, biological process: ubiquitin-dependent protein catabolic process; protein polyubiquitination; positive regulation of proteasomal ubiquitin-dependent protein catabolic process. Gene Ontology annotation, molecular function: ubiquitin protein ligase activity; zinc ion binding; ubiquitin conjugating enzyme binding. Gene Ontology annotation, cellular component: ubiquitin ligase complex; cytoplasm. The record is from RefSeq and is a predicted model, not a curated record. Bases 379 to 1929 code for a protein of 516 amino acids.